AUGACUGAAAUGACAGAAGAAACUCAAGAUGCUGUCCAAAUCGAAGAACAAGUUGAACAUCAUGAAGAAAAUACAGAAGACGCCGAAGCGCUUGAAGCAAUGAAACAACGAGUAAAAGAAAUGGAGGAAGAGGCUGCAAAACUUCGUGAAAUGCAGGCACAAGUUGAGAAGGAAAUGAAUUUGAGUGCAGAAGAUAAGGAAGCUAUUGAUGCAAGAUCAAUUUAUGUUGGAAAUGUUGAUUAUGCCUGUACACCACAAGAAUUACAAAAUCAUUUUCAAUCUUGUGGUACAAUAAACCGAGUCACAAUACUUUGUGAUAAAUGGAGUGGGCAUCCUAAAGGAUAUGCUUAUGUCGAAUUUGCUGAUCCGUCCUUGGUCACUCAUGCAAUGUUGCUAGAUAACACCCUGCUGCACGGACGUCAUAUCAAGGUUACUGCUAAACGUACAAAUGUUCCGGGUUAUAGUAGAGGAAGAGGCAGAGGUGUUCGUGGUGGUAGUUGGCGUGGUGGAUAUUUUCCACCUGGCACUUAUUAUGGAACAAAUUUCAGAGGCGGACGUGCAAGACGUGCUACUUUUGCACCUUAUUAG
Entrophospora sp. SA101 is the source of this 588-nucleotide messenger RNA. NCBI's taxonomy places the organism in Eukaryota, Fungi, Glomeromycota, Glomeromycetes, Entrophosporales, Entrophosporaceae. The record is from the annotation of a GenBank genome assembly.